UACUCCACCACAAUACCUUUGGCCCUCAUAAGAACCAGCACAGUCAGGGUCGUUCUUUCCCCCUCGAUAUCCUUGGCUGCUGUCCACAGAGAACUCCUCCUGAGAAUUGCCUGUGCUUCCAUGCUGUUCUGUUUGCUGUUUCCAUUUCUUUCAGGGAUCAAGUUGACAUGGCUCAGCAGUGCUUCCACAGUGAAUAUUUUGACAGUCUGCUGCAUGCUUGCAAACCUUGUCACCUUCGAUGUUCUAACCCUCCUGUACCCUGCCAGCCUUACUGUAAUCCAAGCAUCUCCAGUUCAGUAAAAGGGACAUAUACUGAUCUCUGGACCUUCUUGGGCUUGACCUUGAUCGUUUCUUUGGCACUUUUCACACUCACACUCUUGCUGAGGAAGAUGAACUCUGAAGCCCUGAAGGAAAAACUUCAAAACCCAGGAUCGGUUCUUCUGGACAAGGCCAAUACUGACUCAAUUGAGAGGGCUGGUGAUGAAAGGAUUCCUCCUCAAAGCCUGGAGUACACAGUGGAAGAAUGUUCCUGUGAGGACUGUGUCAAGAGCAACCCCAACGUUGAUUCUGACCAUUUCUUCCCGCUUCCAGCCAUAGAGGAGGGUGCGACCAUUCUUGUCACCACAAAAACGAAUGGCUAUGGCAAGACUGUGUCAACUGCUUUGGAAAGUAUCACAGGGAUGGAGAAGCUCACUCCUUCUAGAAAAUCAACCUUCUGACUGGUGUCAGGCCUCUUAGAGAGCCUUUUGUUAGGAGAGCUGAUGCUUCAGGUGUCUUUAGGAUGACAGUCUUAUCCACUGGAAUACAGCUUUUUGUCCUUUCA
Molecule: messenger RNA, 823 nt
Organism: Psammomys obesus (fat sand rat)
Lineage: Eukaryota; Metazoa; Chordata; Mammalia; Rodentia; Muridae
Gene: Tnfrsf17
Product: TNF receptor superfamily member 17
Exons: 3
Coding region: 168-719 (183 amino acids)
Biological process (GO): tumor necrosis factor-mediated signaling pathway
Molecular function (GO): signaling receptor activity
Source: RefSeq, a predicted model, not a curated record